Triticum dicoccoides is the source of this 2316-nucleotide messenger RNA. RefSeq lists its product as uncharacterized. Gene Ontology annotation, molecular function: catalytic activity. The transcript is spliced from 3 exons. Bases 441 to 1523 code for a protein of 360 amino acids. The record is from RefSeq and is a predicted model, not a curated record. Lineage: Eukaryota; Viridiplantae; Streptophyta; Magnoliopsida; Poales; Poaceae.
GCUUUCGAGAGACUUACCCACCGUGGAGACUUUCCGGCGAAUGCCGGUGACUGGCGUGAUGCCGAUUUCCCUCUUCCUUUGAUCUCGUCUCUCCUUCCGUUAAUCCUCUUGAGCUAAUCUUCCUGUUCUCCAAUCUGUUUUCCCAUCCCCAAUCAUAUCUGCCGCUGCUCAAUCCCAGAUCUUGUUAUCUUCUCAGCCGGAAUCUUGGUCGGCAGGACCGGAUCCAUCUUGGUUCUCCUCGCCGAGCACACCUCAGUAGCCUCGACUUCCCUCCACCCCCUUUUCCCCUCUGGAUCCGAUCUCUUCCUUCCCCUCCCCCCCCACACACCCCGCCCCAGGUGCUGCUGUUGAGUUCCUUUGCUAGUCAGAUUGGAGAAGUUAUCAAGUUGGACAGGCUGCUGGAGGACUGGCGCAAGGCUUUAUAAGGUACUUAAGCUCACAUGAAGUUCAUUGCGUGGAACUGUCGAGGCAUGGGCAGAGGCCUCAUGAACCACAAAAUGCUCUUCCUUGGCAGACUCAUUCACUCCACAAAAGCACAGGUGGCCUUCAUUUCUGAAAUUAAAUCAUCAAAGGUUAAGUCCUCCGAUCUUAAUUCACGUUUUCAUAUGAAUAAUAGCAUUGUUAUUCCAUCUGGAGGUAAAUCUGCGGGAUUGUGGCUUAUGUGGAAUGAUAAUGUUCAAAUUACAGUUCAUCUAGCAAAUUUUUAUACUAUCUUGGCCACUGUGGUGAAUUCUGCUACUGGAUUGCAAUUCGGACUUGUGUGUAUAUAUGGCGACCCCUAUCAUCGCCAGACUUAUCAGAUAUGGGAUCAAAUUGCUGAUUUUAUUUAUGAUAGCCCCGGAAAGAUGAUAUGCAUGGGUGAUCUUAAUGAGAUACUGUAUGACAUGGAGAAAAGUUCGGUCUAUGUAAAGUCUAAUCGGAUGUAUGCCUUUCAUUCUAUGCUGAAAAUUUGUGGUUUCUUUGACCUGGGUUAUAGUGGACCAGCCUACACUUGGACUAACAAGCGUUUUUCCUCUAAGCCCAUAUAUGAGAGACUGGACAGAUGCUUAGUGAAUCCAGACUGGUCUGAGCUUUUUCCUAAUACUAAUGUAUUCAACUUGCCCAUUAUUUUUAGCGAUCAUGCUCCCAUUUUAAUCUCCACUGAUGGACAGUACAAAAAACCAAGGCAGGACUUUAAAUUUGAGAAUUGGUGGCUUAUGGAAUCUGACUUUCAAUCUCAUGCCAAAUCUGUUUGGAGAAAUUCUGUCAAUAAGCCUUUUUGUGCUAGAACUAAACAUCUUGCAGGAGCUCUUAAAAAGUGGUGCAGGAAAAAGAAGCCUCUCCAACAAGAAUUAAACUCCUUGGAGCAAAAGAUCCAGCAGAUUCAGAUGAUUCCAUCAGAGUUCCCAUUUCAGAACCAAGAUCAGGACUUCACUUAUACUAUUCCAGAUAAGCAGGAAAUUUGGCAAACAUUACAGGAAAUGAACAGAAGAGCUUCACCUGGCCCAGAUGGAUUCAAUGUGGAAUUUUAUAUUGCAAGCUAGAGCUGGAUUGGUGAUGAUGUUACUUCCAUGGAAUGAAAAUUUGUUUGGCAGAAAACCAGGCGAGCCAAAGCAGAUCUUCCAGGCAGUAAAAUCAAUUAUAUCAAGUCAAGCAUUGGUGAAGUAUACAGAGUAGGAACAACAUAUCAUCACUAUGACGAACUGCAACAGCUCCAACUCAAAUCAUUAAACAAGGAGAAACCAUCAAAUCAGAUUUAUUUAUUACAGAUACCAAGGUUUUCUGUGAUGCCUCUUGGGAGAAUACAAAAGUUCCAGGGAAUACAGGUGCACUGGCUACAGGAAUAGGAAUAUAUAUACAAGGCGUUGAGCAAAGUGACAGCUACACCAUAAUGAUUCAAGCCUCUACAACUACAACAUCUUCUCCCUUGCAGGCUGAAGCAUGGGCUCUCUUGUUUGCAGCAAAGAUUGCUAAUCAUCCCAACAUCAUCCAGGUUUCCUUUCUCACUGAUAACCUGAUCCUGGCAAGAGCAGCAGCUCAGAGGAGCAUUGAUUCAUGUAAAGUUGGUUGGGAAAUCAGGAAGGAACUUGCAGAUUACAUUCAUACCACGAAAGAACUCCAACCUCAAGUAUUUCAUAUCUCAAGAGAGCUAAAUGGAGUUUCUCAAACUGUGCACAUCAGGUACUCAACAACUUGGUUGAACCUAUCUUUAGUUGUGUUAAUUCAGCUCAUAGAAAUAGGCCAUGUCCUGUAAUUCAAAAAUUUCAAUAUUCUCCUUUACAGGGCGUUGUAAUUCAUGCUGUAAAAUGUUUAUGAGCUGAUAUAUAUUUAUGGCGC